This is a messenger RNA of Oncorhynchus tshawytscha (Chinook salmon), 5067 nucleotides long. RefSeq names its product protein MB21D2. The transcript is spliced from 8 exons. The record is from RefSeq and is a predicted model, not a curated record. The coding region runs from base 2328 to 3590 and encodes 420 amino acids. Lineage: Eukaryota; Metazoa; Chordata; Actinopteri; Salmoniformes; Salmonidae.
UAAUAAAUAUAUUUAGUACAAAAUACUUUUAGACUUUUACUCAAGUAGUAUUUUACUGGGUGACUAACUUUUUCUUGAGUCACUUUAUAAUAAGGUAUCUAUACUUUUACUCAAGUAUGACAGUUGGGUUUGUGGGCCACGCACCCAUUGGAUAUAAGACACUAGAACCAUUACAAUUCUACAAAUUGUGGUAAUGUUAUUUUUCCAGCAGGGUUUCCAUGAUUCAGUUUAGCACAGUUGGCAAACAACAGCUGGGAGAGAGCACCAAAGCAGGUUAGGGUCUCAUGUACUCCGUCAACACGCUGGGACUAUUCCGUUAACACGCUGGGACUAUUCCGUUUGAGACUCGGGACUCAGACUCGGGGCUUCAUGCGGGCCGAGCUCUUCCGAGUCCAGCAUAAUCAUAUUACUCUAGGCUGAGGCUAAUGGUACUCGGGUCGAGUCCACUUCAGCUUAUCUGGCACGAUUAAUGUCUUCAGGAGUUGGGUCAUUUUAGAUUUUUAUCCUGCAGGUGAUGGAACACCAAUAAAUAAAUACAAAUAUUUUUUUUAUUUCACCUCCAUCGAAUUGGCUAGGUCAUUAGCAAGCAAUAUUUUGUGACAGUCUCUGUGGCCCAAUCAGAGAUGGUCCCUAAUUUAUAGGAUCUCUGAUGCUUUAAAUGCUUUUGAUUUUACUACAGGCUAUGGCAAUGCUUUUUGUAGUUGCAGUCCACCGAAUUGAAAAGUGCACAUUCACUUCCAAAGCAUUUGUUCUAGGCUACCAGCAUGUAAGAUAAAUAUGCACAAUAAUACAGGAUAUCCUUACAAAAAUGCACUGUUGUUAAAAUGCAGUGAAACUGCAGUUUAAUUACAUUAUGUUUUUAAAUGAAGAAUAUCUGGUGGCUUGCUGUGUGGCUUCUAAUGGUAAUCAUUUGUUUAUUUUGCUGUGCAUUUUCUUCUGUUCCACUGAAUGCAAUUUCGAUUUUCGAAACUAAAUUUGUUUUCAGAAUUCAACAAAAUACACGUAGGCCUAUAUAUUUUUAUUUCAAUAUCCUAAUACAAUCCACCAAUAUUUAUAAACCCCUAUUUGUAAUCUAUUUAUUUCCAUCAAUAAUUAGUAAAAAAAAAAAAGAUUUAUUUUCAGGGUCAAAUUCCGGUGCAAUCUAUGUUUUCCUUUAAAGCUUUUGAGCAAUUCAAAUUACUGCACACAUUGUUAUUUUAAUUUCAGUAGCUAAAUGAAGAGGUAGGCAUAUCUGGUCCAACUCAAAUUUGGAUUGGAAUCUGUGCCUUGCUCGCAGCAAUGCAUGUCUGUGCGCCUCGCAGGCAGCCUGCUUGCUCAAGUGUCAACACAGCUGGAAGACAAUGACUGUUUCUCGAAAUGUACACAAAAAACGUUUUACUUUUGUAAGUAGAGCGGCGGUUUGUUGGGGAGAAUAAUGUCAAGGAAAGUGUUUCUACAAAGCUAGCGUUAGCUGGAUAUUUUUAGCUAGCUCUCUAGCUAAUCCUCCAUGGACGUGUAAUCUUCUAGUUUGGAUGGAGGAGGGGAACAAAGGGAAGGAGUACAGCAGUUAUCCAGCUUGCUGACUAAGAAAUCAGUCCUUGGCCACCCACUUAGUUACCAAUGACCUAUUCUGCCACGUCCCAGGAAAAUAAGAGAGCAGAACCACCCCUUAAGUCCAUAGUCAUUGACAGUAAGUUCAGUGUGCAAGAUGUUUUAUUUUUUUCCCUUCUUUGAUAUUCUGAUCUUUAAUGUGUAUUGAUUCCUACUAACCACAUUGGUAAGAGCUUGGUUUGUACUAGCUAUGCUGAUGAUCAUUAAAGUUUUCUCUUUGCAUCAGGUCUCGGCUGAUCUUAGUUUGCGAAACCCUUGUGUCCUGAUUCCACACAGACCUCCCUUGACUGCCAAGCUGUCCUCAAUUGGGGGAUCUUCUGUCUGGGAUAAUGUCCUCGGGAUUAUGAAGCAGUGUGUUUUAUAAAAUGUUGUUUGAAUAUUACAACAUGUAUUCAAUUAAGCAUAACUUCACCAUUUAGAGAUGAGUUUUAAAAAACAACUACUGUCUACUUUUGGUAUCGUCUUUCUUAGUGUUUCGGAUUGAUGAACAAUGAAGUAAUGUCCCACUUCAAUAUGAAGGGACAGAGAAGCAAACAUGCCUUUGCUGUCACUUGUUUGUGCUCCAUUGUACUUGCAAGUGUCAUGAAAAGCCUGAAAACUCAGGAAGUUGAUGUGUUACGGGCCAGUCCUAAAAUGUGUCCUGGACUGUCAUGGUGGAGAACGGCGCAAAGUCUGACACGUCUCAUUAGUCUUCAAGAGGACCACUACGAUCCAGAUCGCCUUCUCUGCUCUAAGGUAUGGUGCAGAAACUGGACCAGAAGCUCCCUGUGGCCAACGAGUACCUACUGUUGUCAGGUGGCGUGCGAGAGGGUGUGGUCGACAUGGACCUAGACGAGCUGAGCGUCUACGCCCGCGGCACCGACUAUGACAUGGACUUUACCCUCCUCGUGCCUGCGCUCAAGUUGCACGACCGCAACCAGCCGGUGACUUUGGACAUGCGCCACUCAGCCCUGUGCCACUCGUGGCUGAGCCUGCGCCUCUUCGACGAGGGCACCAUCAACAAGUGGAAGGACUGCUGCACCAUGGUAGACCACAUCAACGGCGCCACCAACUACUUUUUCUCACCCACGCUGGUGGCUGACUGGUUCUACGAGUCCAUCAGUGUGGUCCUGGUGGAGAUCCAGAAGAAGCCCCAGCGCGGCAUGCCCCGCGUGGAGAAGGUGGAGCGGAACGGCACCAUCAUCUCCGUCAUCCUGGGCGUGGGCAGCAGCCGCAUGCUCUAUGACAUCUUGCCUGUGGUCUCCUUCAAGGGAUGGCCGGCGGUGGCCCAGAGCUGGCUGAUGGAGAACCACUUCUGGGACGGCAAGAUCACAGAGGAGGAGGUGAUCAGCGGCUUCUACCUGGUGCCUACCUGCUCCCACAAGGGCCGUAAGGAGAAUGAGUGGCGCCUGUCGUUCGCCCGCAGCGAAGUGCAGCUCAAGAAGUGCAUCUCGGCCAGCCUGAUGCAGGCCUACCAGGUGUGCAAGGCCAUCAUUAUCAAGCUGCUGUCAAGGCCCAAGGCCAUCAGCCCCUACCACCUGCGCAGCAUGAUGCUGUGGGCCUGCGAUCGGCUCCCCGCCACCUACCUGUCCCAGGAAGACUUCUCAGCCCACUUCCUGCUAGGCCUCAUCGACGACCUGCAGAACUGCCUGGUCAACAAGAUGUGCCCCAACUACUUCAUCCCGCAGUGCAACAUGCUGGAACACCUUUCGGAUGAGAUGGCCAUGCUCCACGCCCGCAAGCUCAGCUCGGUGCGCUCCGACCCGGCCGAGCACCUGCGCACCACUAUCGAGCAUGCCAAGGCGGCCAACCGGCUGACCCUGGACCUGCAUUGGCGCGGCAGCGUCUUAAACCUGCCGUCGCCACAGUCGGACGCGGGCGGCGAGCACCAGCCAGAUGACCGAUUGGCUAAGAAGCUGCAGCAGUUGGUGAUGGAGAACCCCGGCAAGUCCAUCUCGGUGUUCAUCAACCCCGACGAUGUGACGCGGCCGCACUUCCGCAUCGACGACAAGUUCUUCUGAGACUUCAAAAUAGAAAAAUACUACUUUCCCCCUCCCACGGCACCAAUUCUUCUCCCCUUUGACUAGAUUGGUCGAGUCAUCAAAUUAGUCGGUUUCCCAAGUAACGGUCGCCACAGAGCGUUGUGAGGUGCUUUUGUCCAAUAGUGUCUUCCCAUUUUGUUUCUCUGUCCCUGACACCUGUCCCCACACCCCACCAACCCUAACCCUGUCACCUUUAGAAGGGCUUUACAGGACUACAUGAAACAGGUGGAAGAAGAGGUACUGCGUCUUGCCUCGGAUGGUUAAGGAAUGUCUUAGUCCCUGUAGGGGAACUGAUGGUACUAACGCCAUAACUGUACAUAGAGUUGAGUGGAUAUGUGUGUGUGGACUUUGAUCUUAUUUUGCACAGAAUGUAGAGGCACACAGUUAUCAUGUUGGAAGUGCUAUGAAGUGAAGUCUGAAAUGUUGCUUAUCUUUUAGGAAGGCAAUUUCAAUGGUCUUUUUUUUCCUCCACUGGGCUAAAUGCUCUGAAUUUAUACCUACUGGUUUAGAGUAUGUUUAGAGCUGUUAUUCCAAUAAUCUGUAUUACAAUGACAAGUUAUUUCUAACUUAACGUUCUCUGUAGUCAUGUCUAUGCCCUUUUUGUAUAGUGAACCGUUCCAGACGAAUCCCGAAUAUGCCAAAAACCUGCAGAUAUCUGACCGGCCAUGUGAUACACAUCUUCAUCCUCAAGUGCAAUUAGUAAACAAACACACACCACACAUAAAUGUGCUAACACUCAACAUACACACUCCUGAUCAGUGAAAUGUUGUAUUUAAUACAUAUUUGUGAUAUUCUAGAACUCUGGGACAUUGUCAUUUUGUUUGUCUUUGUUAUAUGGAACUCAAACAUUUUACUGCGAGUCUUAUUUUCCAUAUUUGCUGCUGACCUUAUGAAGAUGUUUUAUGAUUAACUGGUUAAACAAAUUAAGUUAAAACACAAUUAUGAAUUUUAAUUGUACAUGUGCGUAGCUACUUUCUACACACGAAUCCUGUUGAGUCAAACCUGUCAUGGACCAAUCAGAAUGGACCAACCGUGCAACCUCACCAUUGGCAGGGAUUUAACACACUGCUUUAUCAUUAAUUCAGACCAAUCACUGCAGUGGCCUGAAGAACGUGUUCUGUGCCUCUACUUUUCCAAAGGCAUACUGGCCGCGUUUCCCGGGCUGACUACAUUACAGAUGCCUGCCAAAUCUCACAAUGCCUGAAGAGCUGUCAUAUCACAUGUCAUAUCACAUCAUAUGAUAUGCAAUCUGAUGCCUGACUGUACAAAUCGAUCGACCACGGGUUGAUGCAAUGUAGUUGGCCUGAAACGUGACCAUACUGUAUGAGAGGGAGAGAGAGUCCCGCAUUCGGCCUACAAUGACCACAUCAAAUCAAAUUGUGUGAAUAAUCAGAGCUGUGUAAAUGGUAACACUAUAAACAAGCUAAAAUGUAAUAAAACAUUUAACAACCCUAAA